Messenger RNA from Vicia faba (fava bean), 465 nucleotides. The record is from the annotation of a GenBank genome assembly. Lineage: Eukaryota; Viridiplantae; Streptophyta; Magnoliopsida; Fabales; Fabaceae.
AUGUCAAUAUCACUCCUUUUCCUCUACAUUCUCUUCUUCCCUUCCUACACGACUCUCCCUAAUCCCAUUCUCCCAACACCAUCAUCUCAUCCAACAACAUUAACUAUCCCUUCAUUCCAAGAACAAUCUUAUGUUAAAGGCUAUCCUUUAUCUCUCUCAAAUGAACUUUUCAAUGGCAUAAAAAAUGCAUGUAGUUCGUCAAAACACAGUAAACUCGACCGUAGCCGAUGUUGUCCCGUUCUUGCAGCAUGGUUGUAUUCUUCCUACUCUGCCACCGCUCUUAGAAACCACCCAUCACCGUCGUCAUCAUCAUUUGACAUGCCUUUGGUGCCAGAUGAUUCAGAAACAUGUGUGGAUGGUUUGGAAAAGGCUUUGAAAGUUAGAGGAAUUGAGAUUGUAAAUCCAAAUGAGAGUUGUGAUUUGGUGUAUUGUUAUUGUGGAAUUAGGCUGCAUCCUUUUAACUGA